UUUUUCCAUAAAGGUAGUAGAGGUAAGCUUGUUUCUAAGUAUUUUGCUACUGUUAAGAAUUGCCUCAGUGGCUGCUUGAGAAGAAGGAUCGCCAUGGUUGGAAGAGUGACCGCCCUCAGGGGGUUCAGAGGUACAGCUUCUCUUGCACUCAUUCUUCACAGAUGUCUCAGACAUUCUGCGUUUUGUACUUGCUUGUUUAAAUGGCCAUGCAAAUUGCUGUAUGAUAAUUUAAAAAUAUAUUAUUGUUACUGAUGAUCUUCCUUUAUCUUCCUAGGUUUAGGAACCCAUAAUGGAGAAUGACCGUACCAGUUAAAAAGACAAUUUAGAUUUAUGUUUUCCAGAAUAGACAUGCAUCAAUGAAGUUAGUUUAAUAUUUAAUUCAAGAACACAGAAAAAUGGAAAUCCUUUUGUUUUUACUCAUCUUGCCAUGAUAAAAAUAUGCAACCAACUUUUCUUUGCAUAAAGGACAAUGAUCAAGUGUUAUCACCAGGAAGAAGACUCUGCUGUAAGAAAGCUUUUAGAUUUAAUCUGAUUUUCUUCACAUGAAAUGAGGACAGAAUGACAACAGCAACAAUCUAACACAUGAUGAAAUAUACCAAGGAGAAUUUUAUUUUUUUAGUUGGUGGAAUUAUAAUUUAUGUAGUUGAUAUUGGAGUGGAUCUCUGGGUAGCCAGUAAAUAUUUCUAUCAGGGACAAUAUACUUGGGCUAUAUUGAUAAUCUGUUUUAGAUGUCUGUCAUCACUAAUAACUCAGAUAUUCAGUUAUCAGUGGUUUAAAAAUGACUGUGAAGGUACUGAUCCUGAGAGACUCAAGUGGAUUUUUCUGGUUCAUUUCUUUCACUGUGGAAUUUUUAUAAGGUAUUGGUUUGCUUUGAAGUAUGGCUGCCAAGCUGCAUUUAAACAGAACAGCAGUGGAGAUGUAUCAGAAACAGGCCAUCCCAACUUCAUUCAAAAACAAGCCAUUGAUGUACUGACCGAUAUUAACAUGCUCAGGAUAUUCAAGACUUUUCUGGAGACCACACCACAGCUUUUUGUCCAGAUUUAUGUACUCAUGGAACACAACAACCAUAAUUUCUAUCAAUAUGCCGCCAUUAUUAUGUGUUUCUGUGGUAUCUCCUUUUCAACGGUUGAUUAUCAGAUAUCAUUACGAAAAUCUCUGCCUGAUAAAGACAAAUUUCGUGUACUUUCCAAGUUGGUGUAUCUCUUCUAUAAAUUGCUUACCAUCACUUCCUGGAUACUCAGUAUUUCACUGGUCACUCUACUAAAUGCUAGAAGUUCUGUAAUUCUGCUGAUACUUCUUUGGAGCUGUGGCUUUGCCUGGACUUUGAAACAACACACAACAUUUUGUAAGUCUAAGGAGAUGGAAUAUCUGUACAGAACUGUUGUUGGAAUCAUCCUACUUUUUACCUUUUUUAACAUAAAGGGAAGAAAAACAAAAGUUCCCAUUUCUAUUUAUUAUGCUACUCACACCCUUGUAACUGUAGGCAUUUUGCUUGUAUAUUGGUUUUGGAAACCCUCUGUUGUCAAGGAAAUACAUUUUACAAUUGUGGGCUUUUUAACUAUUCUCAGUCUGGUGUUAGGUAUUAUUUUUCUUGUUGUUUAUUACAAGCUUUUUCAUCCCAGUGUUUAUUGCAAACAACAGACACGUUUUGAUGAAGUUGAUGCAGAGGCAAGAGACAAUGUGGAAGUUGGUAGAUUUCAGAAUUUCAUAAUGCAAUAAAGAGUAUAGAUUUUUAUGUAGACUUCAAAACAAAUGCUGCACAGUCUUUGUUUUUUGUGUAUUUUCACUAAGUAGCACUUAAUGGACCAGAUUUAUUGGCUGUGAAUAACCAUUGUUUUUUUGUGAUGCUGUACAAGUCCUUUAUAACUUGAAUAUUUUUCUAUGUGCUGGUCAAUGUUAUUUUUUUAAAAUAGAAACAAUUUAUCCCUCCAACCCAAUUCACUGUUUUAGUUUCAACCAAUGUAAAUAAAACAUAGGAAAAGUUAAAGUGAAUCAAAUGAAAGCUGUCAUAACUGGUGUAUUCUGUUUGUGUUGCUUCUGUUAAAAACAAGGCUUAUUAUUCUUGCUGGAAAGAAAGAGGAGUUCAUUUGAAAUAAUCAGGGGCAGCAAAACUGUCUGCUUUUUCCCAUUACUGUAAAACCUGCAGUUUUUCUUUAGAUGAGCAUAGCUACAAAACUCAUUAACUUUUCCUUAAAUUUUCCCUAAAGAAGAAUAGUUUUGAUUUAUGGUCCAAUCACUGUCUUGCCACAAGGAAAUUUGGGGAGAUAUUUUAAAGCACUUUAUCUUCUAGGUGUUUUAAUGACUCCUUUAUUGCUUUUGUUCUGCUAGUCUUUCACACACCCUUUUGUGUUCAGGAGUGAUGCCAGUUUAUUGUUCUGGAUUAUAAUAGCAGCCUGAAUGAUUUAUUGAUAGCAACAGGAUUCUCAGAUAUAAAGGAAAAAACUUCCUUGAAGCUUUCUUCUUCUCCACGCUCUAGAAUGUAAUAAUCUAAAUGCUGGUUUCCACUGAAAGAAAAGGCUAGGCAUGCAGUGGUACAGCUUCUUUUGUCUUUGUCACUAGAGAAAAGUGAAAAGGGAACCAACUGUUCUUUUUUGAUACAUUACACUUGCAGGAGGUGACAGUGAGUAGGGCUGAGAAGUGAUGGAAUAACCAGUUUGUGCAUCAGAUUUUUUUUUUUUUUAGCAGAAGGUAGAGUGAAACUAGACAACAUUUUAGUCCAAUUUUCAAAUGCUAAAUCAACAACAGUAAAUGCUGUACAAGAAAAUAAAAUUCAUAGCCACCAUUUCAUCAGAAUCAAAACCUAAGGUGAAGUCUUUCAGAGCUGCUGGUUUUACAGCUGAUUUACGAAAAGUGGGCCUCCUUUUUCUCCUUCUUUUCUCUUCCAAUAAUUCACAUUUGCAGCUAGAAUAGCCACAGGCAAAGGGAGGAAACGGGGCUUGAGAAAAGAGACUAGAGAUAAGCACAGCUGAUAAACUUUGCCAGGAACAAAAUCUGUUAGCAUUAUUGAUUGACAGCAAACAUCCCUGACACUUUGGGGGAAGGGCUGAUGGGUUGAUAGGUUGCUGAAGAGCUGAUUUCUGUGCCUUUUGUGUCAAGUCCAUGGACUGCAGACCGCCUUUUGAUUGUUACCUUUCUGCCUGAGCAGAGCUCAGUGAAUUUUCUGAAUGUACUUUUUUCCUGUCCCAUUGUCAAACUGAUCGCUUCCACAGUUCUCUUCACCAAACCAACCAUUUACAUCUCCUUGAUCCCAUUCGAGGAAAUUAAUUGCUAGGUGUAUAGUUUGGACUUCAUGGUCUGUCUUUCUGAGUAUACAUGUGAAAAAACAAUAUAGUGAGAAGAAUUUACUUGUAAAAUCCCUCAUUUCCACUUAGGGGUGACUAGAAUAUCCUUCCAGAAGGUAGAGAAAAAAAUCACAAUCCAUGAGAAAGAGAUAAAAAAAUAAAAACUUGAGCAA
Messenger RNA from Oxyura jamaicensis (ruddy duck), 3454 nucleotides. It is a transcript of the gene XKR9, whose product is annotated as XK related 9. Gene Ontology annotation, biological process: engulfment of apoptotic cell; phosphatidylserine exposure on apoptotic cell surface; apoptotic process involved in development. Lineage: Eukaryota; Metazoa; Chordata; Aves; Anseriformes; Anatidae. Bases 583 to 1719 code for a protein of 378 amino acids. The record is from RefSeq and is a predicted model, not a curated record. The transcript is spliced from 3 exons. Gene Ontology annotation, cellular component: plasma membrane.